AUGCUGCAAGGAAAACUGCAAUACCUGCACAGAUUUCCGCUCCAUGCUUCUGUGGACUUCCAAAUGAAAUUCUGCUUUCCUCAUUUAUUGCUUCCUUUUCUUUUUGUCAUUGUAAAUCUUUUGCCUCUCGCAAUUGGUGAUUUGAACUCUGAUAAAGAAGCCCUUCUCGCAUUUGCUGCUGCUGUUCCACAUGGUCGAAAACUCAACUGGAAUCCUGCUACACCUGUCUGCAGCUCUUGGACAGGAGUCAAAUGCUCUCAGGAUCUCAGAAAUGUGAUUUAUCUGCGGCUUCCCGGUGUUGGACUUUCAGGUCCAAUUCCGAACGACACUCUUGCAAAGUUGGAUUCAUUGAGGAUUCUUAGCCUACGAUCCAAUCGCCUCAGUGGCAAUCUUCCUCCUGAUAUCCUUUCACUUCCUUCUCUUCAUUCCCUCUUCCUUCAGCACAAUAAUUUCUCUGGUGAUAUUCCAACUUCCUUUUCCCGUCAAAUCAAUGUUUUGGAUCUCUCAUUUAAUUCAAUUACCGGAAAAAUUCCUCAAACGGUUCAGAAUUUGACUCAACUUAUUGCACUGAACCUUCAAAACAAUUCUCUUUCAGGAUCAAUUCCCAACCUUGACCUUCCGCGGCUCAAACGUUUGAACUUAAGCUACAACCAUCUUGAUGGCUCUAUCCCAUCUUCUCUAAAGAAGUUCCCUAACUCUUCAUUUAUUGGUAACACUUUAUGUGGUCCGCCCCUAAAUGUUUGUUUCCCAGUUAGUCCGCCAUCUCCUUCCCCUAGUCCUUUUCCACCUCCCUCAGAAGUCCCUCAAAAUCAAAGUUCCAAGAAAAAACUUGCCUUGGGAGCUAUCAUCACCAUUGCAGUGGGAGGGACUGUAGUGCUUUUUCUUAUAGCCCUCAUUUUAUUAUUCUGCUUCUUUAAGCGAAAGGAAAGUGAUGACGGUGCCAUGCCCAAAGUUAAGUCUUCUGGUGGUGGGAGGAGUGAGAAGCCAAGGGAGGAGUUUGGUAGUGGGGUGCAAGAACCGGAAAAGAACAAAUUGGUUUUCUUUGAAGGCUGUUCUUACAACUUUGAUCUUGAGGAUUUAUUAAGGGCCUCAGCCGAAGUGCUGGGAAAGGGUAGCUUUGGGACCGCAUACAAGGCAGUCUUAGAAGAGUCAACAACAGUUGUUGUGAAAAGAUUGAAAGAGGUGAUAGUGGGGAAGAAGGACUUUGAACAACAGAUGGAAACUAUCGGGAGACUGGGUCAGCAUCCAAAUGUGGUGCCACUACGGGCUUAUUAUUACUCCAAAGACGAGAAGCUCCUUGUUAACGACUAUUUUUCAAGUGGCAGCUUGGCAACUGUUUUGCAUGAUAAUAUUCCACAAACUAUAAAGAGCCCAGAAGCUGCUUUAGCAUGGUGGAAUUCAGUCAGUUUCUUCUGA
Messenger RNA from Fraxinus pennsylvanica, 1416 nucleotides. The record is from the annotation of a GenBank genome assembly. NCBI's taxonomy places the organism in Eukaryota, Viridiplantae, Streptophyta, Magnoliopsida, Lamiales, Oleaceae.